AUGAUUUUCCAAAUGUACGAAUCGCAGUACGACGACCUUCGUGGAACCAUUUAUGGACCAAGCUCACCGGAUUUCAAGCCGGUCCAGGCUUCCGAAACUCUCCGUUCUUCGCUCCACGGGCUCGACACCAAUGAUCAGACCAUCAUCAACACGGUUUUGUAUCACAACAACUUCCAACGUCAGAAGAUUUUGGGAGCUUAUGAGGAUAUGUACAGCAGGAAACUUCUCGAAGACCUCGAAGAAGAAUGUGGAGGAUUCUUCUUUGAAAUGUGCCAGGCGCUCUUCAAAGCCGCACCCAACUACGACGCCCAAUGCGUCUACAAAUCGCUCUCCAACCGCCACGGUGAUCGCUCGGUCGCCAUUGAAAUCGCCUGCACUCGCUCACCACGUCAGCUACGGGCUCUCCGCGAUACUUAUCAAACGGAUUAUCGCAAAUCCCUGGACAAAGAUAUCACUGUGAAGGUGGAAGGUGUAACUGGAAAAAUGUUGAACAUGCUGCUCUGCGUUAACCGGGAGGAGGGACUCGGCGUUCGUCUCAACGACGAGUUAGUCGACAAACAUGUCAAAAUGUUGUCAGCAACUACAGUCGAUGAUAUUGCCAGGAACGUGAACCUAUUCGAGGAAUUGUUCAUUGGACACUCAUGGAAGCAUAUCGGAACCGUUUUGGAUAAAGUCGACGAGGCUAGACCCGAUAAAUCGGAUUUUGAGACACAGAUUCGUCGCAACAAGAGCAUUCACUCCGAAGCUCGUUUGAUUCUUCUUACCAUUGCCCGGGUCUCCCGCAGUAUCCAAAUCUAUUUCGCCGAGAAACUCCGCACAGCUAUGACCGCCGAACGUGUCGAUCAAUCGACCAUCAUCAGAAUUUGUGUUAGCCGCAGUGAGAUUGACUUGCAAGACAUCUCCCUCGAGUACAAACGCAAGUUCAACCGCGCCUUGGAGACCGACAUCAGCAUGUACACAUCUGGAGAGUACACCAGAAUGAUCAUCACAUUGCUCAGCGGAUUCAACAACAUGGAGAACAGUUUUGCGCCGACUCCGGAGUCAAUUGAAUAA
Caenorhabditis briggsae is the source of this 1053-nucleotide messenger RNA. It is a transcript of the gene Cbr-nex-4, whose product is annotated as Protein CBR-NEX-4. The coding region runs from base 1 to 1053 and encodes 350 amino acids. NCBI's taxonomy places the organism in Eukaryota, Metazoa, Nematoda, Chromadorea, Rhabditida, Rhabditidae. Gene Ontology annotation, molecular function: calcium-dependent phospholipid binding; calcium ion binding. The record is from RefSeq and is a predicted model, not a curated record. The transcript is spliced from 7 exons. Gene Ontology annotation, cellular component: cytoplasm.